AAAAAACUGAGCCUGCAAAACACAGGAGAGUCCUGAAUUAUCUUUUCCGAAAGACUUUUGUGCAUCUUUUGUGUACUCUCUCAUGUAUUCAAGGUGCAAGGAAACUAUUUUAAUACCUUUUACUUUUUUAUCUAAAUGCUAUGAAUGUGUUUCAAAACUAAGUUAAACCAACAUGGACACAAAUAUUACAUUUCAAGGAACUUGACAAAUGUUUUAAACUAAAUUUAUUAAAAGAUUUAUCAUUUUUAUAAUCUCGGACAACCUUAUUUGUCAGUGACCCUAGUAAAGGUGGUCUGGAUUAGAACUCCGGGCCGCUACAGGAAAACUCUUACCACUAGACUAACAGGUGUUACCAAUACAUAAUGGUAUUUUGAUCUCUCUCUCUCUCUCUCUCUCUCUCUUUCUCUGCAGUUUAAAGGCUGAAAGCAGUGCUGUGUAUCUCCAUGAGUAACUCAACAAACCUCCCUGUCUCCCCUUCAUGCCUCUGUCCCGUCUUUGACAAUCACUCUUCACCCUCUCUCUCCCCGCCUGACCGUCACACCUCAUCAAUCCUCCGUUAAACGAUGUCAUCUGCAGUCCGCGCUCUACUCCUGGUGCUGCUCGGUGCCGGGGUCCUGCUCUCCAGCGGAGACUCUCCCCGUAGAGAAAUUAAGAUCGAUGGAGAUCUGGUGCUGGGAGGCCUGUUCCCCAUCCACGAGAAAGGACUGGGAAUGGACGAGUGUGGUCGCAUCAAUGAAGGCCGCGGUAUCCAGCGUCUCGAGGCGAUGCUCUUCGCCAUAGAUCAGAUCAACCAGGACGUAGGUCUGCUACCAGGCGUGGUGUUGGGCGUCCACAUCCUGGACACAUGCUCUAAAGAUACAUACGCUCUGGAACAGGCGCUGGAGUUCGUCAGAGCGUCUCUUACGAAAGUGGACGAUACAGAGUUUAUCUGUCCUGAUGGUUCCUAUGCUCUACAAGAAGACAGUCCGCUUGCGAUAGCUUGUGUUAUCGGAGGAUCGUUUAGCAGUGUCUCCAUACAGGUCGCCAACCUGCUGCGGCUAUUCCAGAUUCCUCAGAUCAGCUACGCCAGUACCAGCGCCAAACUCAGUGACAAAUCCCGCUACGACUACUUCGCACGCACCGUUCCGCCAGACUUCUACCAGGCCAAGGCCAUGGCCGAGAUUCUGCGUGCCUUCAACUGGACCUACGUCUCAACUGUUGCCUCAGAAGGCGACUAUGGAGAAACUGGCAUCGAAGCUUUCGAGCAACAAGCACGUUUGAGGAACAUCUGCAUCGCGACCUCUGAAAAAGUGGGACGAUCGAGCGCAAAACGCUCUUCGUACGAGGCGGUAGUCCGGCAGCUCCUUCAAAAGCCCACAGCUCGCGUGGCAGUGCUAUUUCUACGAAGCGACGAUGCGCGAGAGCUCAUAGCGGCUGCCGCGCGCCUCAACGCGUCUUUCCUUUGGGUAGCUAGCGAUGGCUGGGGAGCACAAGAAAGCAUUGUUAAAGGGAACGAGUUCACGGCGGACGGGGCUAUUACGCUAGAGCUAGCCGCUCACCCUAUACCCGUAUUCAACCGCUACUUCCAGAGCCUCACUCCGCUCAACAACCACCGCAACCCCUGGUUCAAAGACUUUUGGGAACAAAAGUUUCAGUGCUCGCUGGGCGGGGCUUCAUCGGCAGGGGCGGGGACGCCAAAACCGCCUUGUGACCCAGAAUUGGCGGUAGACGAGUCAAACUUCGAGCCGGAAUCGAAGAUCAUGUUUGUCAUAAACGCAGUGUAUGCCAUAGCGCAUGCCUUGCAUCGUAUGCAACGAACUCUGUGUGCGAACACCACGCAAUUGUGUGAACCCAUGCGCAGUCUUGACGGCAGAAAACUCUACAGGGACUUUCUACUUCAUGUCAACUUCAAAGCUCCAUUCGCCCCUCCUGGCUUGGAGAAUCAAGUGAAGUUUGAUGCAUAUGGCGAUGGAAUGGGGCGCUACAACAUCUUCAACUACCAGCGUGUUCCAGGCAGUGACAAAUACACCUAUAUCCAGGUGGGAGAGUGGGCGGAGAGUCUUUCCCUAAACGAGCCCAUGAUUGGCUGGCCGAAGGGAGGAGCAGUCCCCACAUCUCAGUGCAGCGAUCCAUGCGCUCCCAAUGAGAUGAAGAAGAUGCAAGCGGGCGAGUACUGCUGCUGGAUUUGCACUCCGUGCGAGCCCUACGAAUACCUGCCUGACGAGUUCACCUGCAUGCCCUGUGCACCUGGCCAGUGGCCCCGCCCUGACCUGACGGGGUGCUACGACCUGCCGGAGGACUACAUUAUGUGGGAGGAUGCCUGGGCGAUUGGGCCCAUCUCUAUUGCAUGUGUUGGCUUCAUCUGCACCUUAAUGGUCUUCAUCGUUUUCAUUCGACACAAUGACACGCCACUCGUCAAAGCGUCUGGUCGCGAGCUAUGCUACAUCUUGCUUCUGGGCGUUUUUAUGUCCUACGUUAUGACUUUCAUAUUCAUCGCAAAACCAUCGCCUAUCGUGUGCACGCUACGGCGGCUAGGUCUUGGUACCUCGUUUGCGGUGUGCUACUCCGCCUUGCUCACGAAGACCAAUCGCAUCGCACGCAUCUUCAGCAGCGUGAAAGAGGGCGGGGCUCAGCGGCCACGCUUCAUCAGUCCCAGCUCGCAGGUGUUCAUCUGUUUAUCACUGAUUUCAGUGCAGCUGUUGCUGGUGUCCAUCUGGCUUCUGCUGGAGGUGCCCGGCACACGGCGUUUCACCACGCCGGAGAAACGGCAGACUGUCAUUUUGAAAUGUAACGUACGGGACUCCAGCAUGCUGCUGUCGUUGAUCUACGACAUGGUUUUGGUGGUGCUCUGCACAGUCUACGCCUUUAAGACCCGCAAGUGUCCCGAGAACUUCAACGAGGCCAAGUUCAUCGGCUUCACCAUGUACACCACCUGCAUCAUCUGGCUGGCCUUCCUGCCCAUCUUCUACGUUACCUCCAGUGACUACAGGGUCCAGACGACGACCAUGUGUAUAUCUGUGAGUCUGAGUGGAUUUGUGGUGCUAGGCUGCAUGUUUGCCCCUAAAGUCCACAUCAUCAUGUUCCAGCCACAAAAGAACGUCACCAGUCAUCGGCUGAACCUGAACCGGUUCAGUGUGAGCGGGCCAGCCACUAGCUACGUGUCCCAUGGUGAGAAUCGCUCACAAACACAGGAGAAUGAAAGUCACAUGGGUUUGGAACGACAUGAUGCAUCUGUGAGUGCCCAAUACGUUCCGACAGUGUGCAACGGCCGAGAGAUUGUCGACUCCACUACUUCCUCUCUGUGACCCCGCCCCCUCCUUCAAACUCCUGCUCCUUAGCGACUGUUAGCCAAUCAGCACACAUUGUGCUCCACCCAAGAACUAGGUCUGCCUAAAGUGUGUAGAAAGUGUGUAUUACGAUUAUGAUUAUGAUUAAAUUAUUUUUAGGGCUUGUUGUAAAUAGUAACUGACAUUGUUGUAGAGAAACAAAAUAAGAAAAAAAAAAAAAUCUUUUUAGAGAGAUUUUGGAAAAUUUUGUUUUGAUAGAUUUAUUAUGUAUGUUGUCAACGGCCAUGAUGUGAUGAUAUUAAAAUCAAACCAGUUUUUGAUGACUGACAGAUGGGCUCCGCCUGCAAUACUGGACACAA
Myxocyprinus asiaticus (Chinese sucker) is the source of this 3625-nucleotide messenger RNA. RefSeq names its product glutamate receptor, metabotropic 3 (gene grm3). The record is from RefSeq and is a predicted model, not a curated record. Gene Ontology annotation, cellular component: membrane. Bases 564 to 3284 code for a protein of 906 amino acids. The transcript has 6 exons. Lineage: Eukaryota; Metazoa; Chordata; Actinopteri; Cypriniformes; Catostomidae. Gene Ontology annotation, molecular function: group II metabotropic glutamate receptor activity. Gene Ontology annotation, biological process: regulation of synaptic transmission, glutamatergic; G protein-coupled glutamate receptor signaling pathway.